AUGAACAUGUCUGCAACAGCUUUUUCAAAUGGUGGAGUUAAGACAGUUGGGUCCCUUGUGGUGAAGCCACCUGAACAUCCCACUUAUGAUUUGAAGGGGGUUAUCCAAUUGGCACUCUCUGAAGAUGCUGGUGAUAGAGGGGAUGUGACCUGCCAGGCAACCAUUCCAGUUGAGAUGGAAGUCGAAGCUCAUUUUCUGGCAAAGGAGGAUGGUAUAGCUGCUGGAAUUGCUCUUGCUGAAAUGGUGUUUCAUGAGGUUGACCCAUCCUUGAAGGUAGAGUGGUCCAAAAAAGAUGGUGACAGUAUUCAGAAAGGCCUCCAAUUUGGCAAAGUUAAUGGGAAGGCGCACAGCAUUGUAAUCGCUGAAAGAGUUGUGCUCAAUUUUAUGCAGAGAAUGAGUGGAAUAGCUACCCUGACCAAGGCAAUGGCGGAUGCUGCUAAUCCAGCAUAUAUUCUAGAGACAAGAAAGACUGCUCCAGGUUUACGUUUGGUGGACAAAUGGGCGGUGUUGAUAGGUGGGGGCAGGAAUCACAGGUUGGGUUUAUUUGAUAUGGUUUUGAUCAAAGACAACCAUAUAUCGACUGCUGGUGGCGUGACAAAAGCUCUUAAAGCUGUCGACCUAUACCUGGAGAGUAGUAAUCUACAAAUGGGAGUUGAGAUUGAAACCAGAACACUGGAAGAAGUGAAUGAGGUGUUGGAUUAUGCUUCUCGAUCAAAGACUUCACUGACUAGAAUAAUGUUGGAUAACAUGGUUGUCCCCCUACCUGAUGGAGAUGUCGAUGUGUCCAUGCUCAAAGAAGCCGUGGAUUUGAUUGGAGGGAGAUUCGAGACUGAGGCAUCUGGGAAUGUGACUCUUGAAACAGUUCACAAGAUUGGCCAAACGGGCGUGACUUAUAUUUCCAGUGGUGCACUUACCCACUCUGUUAAAGCACUAGACAUUUCAUUGAAGAUCGACACGGAGCUUGCAUUAGAAGUAAGCCGGCGUACAAAACGGGCGUGA
This is a messenger RNA of Oldenlandia corymbosa var. corymbosa, 999 nucleotides long. Lineage: Eukaryota; Viridiplantae; Streptophyta; Magnoliopsida; Gentianales; Rubiaceae. The record is from the annotation of a GenBank genome assembly.